AUGCAGAUCUUCGUCAAGACCCUCACCGGCAAGACGAUCACCCUCGAGGUGGAGUCUUCCGACACCAUCGACAACGUCAAGAGCAAGAUUCAGGACAAGGAAGGCAUUCCUCCCGACCAGCAGCGCCUGAUCUUUGCCGGCAAGCAGCUUGAGGAUGGUCGUACCCUUUCGGACUACAAUAUCCAGAAGGAGUCCACCCUCCACCUCGUCCUCCGCCUACGUGGUGGUAUGCAGAUCUUCGUCAAGACUUUGACCGGCAAGACCAUCACUCUCGAAGUCGAGUCAUCCGAUACCAUCGACAACGUCAAGAGCAAGAUCCAAGACAAGGAGGGUAUCCCUCCUGAUCAGCAGCGCUUGAUCUUCGCUGGCAAGCAGCUCGAAGAUGGCCGCACCUUGUCCGACUACAACAUCCAGAAGGAGUCCACACUACACCUUGUCCUACGCCUGCGUGGUGGUAUGCAAAUCUUCGUCAAGACCCUGACAGGCAAGACCAUUACCCUUGAGGUUGAGUCGUCGGAUACCAUUGACAAUGUCAAGUCCAAGAUUCAGGACAAGGAGGGCAUCCCACCUGACCAGCAGCGUCUCAUCUUCGCUGGUAAGCAGCUGGAAGACGGCCGUACGCUAUCAGACUACAACAUCCAGAAGGAAUCUACUCUCCACUUGGUACUCCGUCUCCGUGGUGGUAUGCAAAUCUUCGUCAAGACCCUGACAGGCAAGACCAUUACCCUUGAGGUUGAGUCGUCGGAUACCAUUGACAAUGUCAAGUCCAAGAUUCAGGACAAGGAGGGCAUCCCACCUGACCAGCAGCGUCUCAUCUUUGCUGGUAAGCAGCUGGAGGAUGGUCGCACACUCUCGGACUACAAUAUCCAGAAGGAGUCGACGCUGCACUUGGUGCUUCGUCUGCGUGGCGGCCAGUAG
This is a messenger RNA of Ascochyta rabiei, 918 nucleotides long. Its product is annotated as Ubiquitin. Gene Ontology annotation, molecular function: ubiquitin protein ligase binding; protein tag activity. Gene Ontology annotation, cellular component: nucleus; cytoplasm. The record is from RefSeq and is a predicted model, not a curated record. The coding region runs from base 1 to 918 and encodes 305 amino acids. NCBI's taxonomy places the organism in Eukaryota, Fungi, Ascomycota, Dothideomycetes, Pleosporales, Didymellaceae. The transcript is spliced from 3 exons. Gene Ontology annotation, biological process: modification-dependent protein catabolic process; protein ubiquitination.